This is a messenger RNA of Linum tenue, 276 nucleotides long. NCBI's taxonomy places the organism in Eukaryota, Viridiplantae, Streptophyta, Magnoliopsida, Malpighiales, Linaceae. The record is from the annotation of a GenBank genome assembly.
AGCGGCCUAAGGGUUACCACUUCAACCGGACUCCACCGCCGCCGGGCAUUCGCGCAAGGGGGAGGACUGGGAGCUCCCUUGCUACCUCACCAGCUUCUUAACCAUCGUCAUCCUCGGCGUCGGGCUCAACGCCAAGCUCGAUCUCACCAUCGAGACAUGGGCGCACCAGAAGGAGAUAUUGGCUUCCGCUCCUUCCGAUUGAAACAAGAAAAGGGGAAAUCACGUAUCCUCGUGGGCUAUGAAAUCUUCCCUGUUUGUUAUUUUUUCGGUAAUUAA